ACUACAAAGCAGAAACUAAAUCACAAAAUCCUAGCUCGCCUGGACGGAACCAUCCUCGGCCAAGCCACACCCCCUAAAUCCUCCAAUAAAACAGCACGAAGGUCCAAGGGGACCGCCUCAAUGAAGCUAAAAUUGACGUCCAUUCCGACACCAAAAUUAGCUAACCAAUCUGCAAUUGUGCAUUAUUAGAGUAGGGCACAGGUGAAGGCAGGAAAAAGUGGUGUCGAGCUCAGUACCCAAAUUUCCUCAACAAGGGGUCCAUGCAACACCGGACUCAUGUUUCUUAAUUGAACUUGUUCCCCUUUUCUCUCUCCUCACUGCCUCAUCUCAUCUGUCUCUCUAUCGUUGAUUGUGGAGUUUUUCAACUUCAUUGUUGUGUUCAUCUUCACCUUUUCUACCUUCAUUCUUACAGAAAUUGAGGAUAGAGAGAGAUGAAGAUUGAAAAUUAAGUUGAUUCAAAUCCCAAUCUUCCUCCAACUCAACUAAGCGAACAAAAUUUUUCUCCAUCAAGUAGUGUGUGGAUUGUAAAUCAGUUCCGAAAUUUGAGAUACUAUCAUGAACAAGUCAUCGUAAAAUUACGCUACCCCUGAAUUCCUGGAUCUGCCAGUGUCUACCUUGAUUGAACAAAAUCAAGAAAUAUGAGUGAAAUCAUAUCUUCUGAUGUCAAACAUCGACCUCAACAACAUAAUGAUGAUGUUGAUGAUGAUCUAAAGCAGAAAUAUGAAGCAGAUGAAGAUGUGCUCAAGUUCAUGGAUUCCCUCGAUUCUUACCUUUUCUUACUCGAUUCUCUCUCCUCCACACUUCGUCAGGGCUGGUUUGAUUUUUCUAGUGCUCGCUAUUCUAUGGGAGCUUCACGUGUCAAUAGUGUGUUAUUGGACCUUAAAGAGCACUCAGCUGCUACUCAUCUUGAAGUAGCAAAAGGUGACGAGCCACAUUUCACUCUUUGUAAGUGGGUAUCCGAUGAUGCUGCAGAUUCAACAGAAAUCAAAGAGGAUAAUAGUGGGCUACCGCAGAACUUAAAGAGUAUACGACCGCAAAACAAAGACUUAUCUCAACAAACUGGUAACAAGACUGAGGAGGAUAGCUCGCUAAGUAAAUUCUCUAUCAGUGAUGAUCAAGUAAAAAAGGAACGAUCAAAAUCACUUGCUGUUUUUGGCACGUUAGUGUCUCCUAAAUUGCGAGAUGCUCAGCUUUCAUUUGAGACAGCUUUGGAAAAACUGGUAGAGAUAGCAAAUGUGCGGUCAUCAAUGCUAUAUGCUUUUGAGCAAGUACGGAAACACAUAGAUGGCAUUGGGAAGUAAUGCAAGUUUCACCUUUGAUACUCAUAUGCCCGAGCCUGAGAGCGACAGAUAAAUGCUUCAUGGACCAUCACAGUUUCUCUUUGAUCCAAUAUCAUUCGGAGCCUUGGGAUGUUGAGAUACAGUUGCAGUUUCUGCAUGAGAUCAAUUUGUACUCAGUUUUUUACGUAACUUAAUGCAGCUUAUUCUUUGAUGAGUCUGUGAAACUUAGCUGUCUCCAAAUAGAUCUAAGUUCUUGUUUCCACUGGAAUCUGGUUGCUGUCAACCACAAGGUCCACAAUAGCAAAUGUAUGCAAUUUUUUGUGCCUGUUGGAGCAUAAUAUAUAAUGUCUUAAAAGAGUAAAUGCUCA
This is a messenger RNA of Beta vulgaris subsp. vulgaris (sugar beet), 1648 nucleotides long. RefSeq lists its product as uncharacterized. Lineage: Eukaryota; Viridiplantae; Streptophyta; Magnoliopsida; Caryophyllales; Amaranthaceae. The record is from RefSeq and is a predicted model, not a curated record. Gene Ontology annotation, biological process: vacuolar proton-transporting V-type ATPase complex assembly. The transcript has 9 exons. Gene Ontology annotation, cellular component: extrinsic component of endoplasmic reticulum membrane. Bases 639 to 1301 code for a protein of 220 amino acids.